Cinclus cinclus is the source of this 930-nucleotide messenger RNA. RefSeq names its product CKLF like MARVEL transmembrane domain containing 3 (gene CMTM3). Gene Ontology annotation, cellular component: membrane. Bases 109 to 834 code for a protein of 241 amino acids. The transcript is spliced from 5 exons. The record is from RefSeq and is a predicted model, not a curated record. Lineage: Eukaryota; Metazoa; Chordata; Aves; Passeriformes; Cinclidae.
UGUCGGUGCAGCAGCACAGCCCAGGGCCGGGCCGAGGGGGCAGCCCGGCUCCAUUGUCCCCGUCCCGGGGCUGGGGGCGCCCGCUGAGGCCGUCCGCUACAGCUGGGGAUGCUGAAACUUUUUUUGUACGUUUCCGCAGUGUCACGAUUUCCGCUUCCCUCCUUCAAAGAAAAAAAAAAAAAAAAUCCACGGCCAACCCCCCAGCCUGAGCCCGGCUCGAGCCCUGCUCAGGCCGAGUCCCAGCCCAGCCCCAGCUCAGCCCAGCCCAGCCCAGCCCCAGCUCAGGCCGAGUCCCAGCCCACCCCUCCCGCCGCCGCCGCCGCCAUGGAGGACCCCGAGUCCGAGGGAGCCGCACCACCGCCCGGGCUGAGCUCGCUGCUCCCCCCCCGGGAGUUCCUGCGCUCUCGCAAGGGGCAGCUGCUGCUCGCAGAGUCGGUGCUGUCAUUUAUCAUCUUUAUCUGCUAUAUUGCAUCUCUAGCAGCUUCUUUCAUGAUGGCACCACUCCUAGAGUUUCUGCUGGCACUGUUUCUUUUUUUUGCCUACGCCUCCAAGCUUAAUGAGAAGUUUAAAGGAGUCCACUGGCCUUUGGCGGAUUUCUUGCGUUGUGUCACCGCUGCCAUUAUCUACUUUGCCAUUUCAAUUGCUGCUGUCUCAAAAUACAGUGAUGGAGCAUCUAAAGCAGCAGGGGUGUUUGGGUUUGCAGCCACCAUCGUGUUUGCUGUUGAUUUCUACAUAACCUUCAAUGACCUGGUCACUUUUCUCAAGCAAGGCAGCUCGGAUUCCCCCGAGGGGCACAAGACAGAAGAUGAGGACUCCGACUCUGACUCAGACUGAAGAACCAAACACCAACCAAGCCUGAAGGGAAGAUGAUCAAGCACUUUCCUCUUUGCUGAAUGCACUGCCAAUUGAAAAAUCCCUUCAUUUCAGCCC